Messenger RNA from Leptosomus discolor (cuckoo roller), 4971 nucleotides. Lineage: Eukaryota; Metazoa; Chordata; Aves; Leptosomiformes; Leptosomidae. The record is from RefSeq and is a predicted model, not a curated record.
AUGUUAAAAUUUUUAAUGCAAGAUGAAAAUGUUCCUAUAGUUUGCAGUUGCAAGCAAACACAUUUGGUCCACUCCGAAACACCCAGUUCCCUUACUGAAGAGGAUGGCCACGUUUCAUUUUGCAAUUGCAAUGGACAUACGCUGACAAAAAGGUGCUGUUUACAAAAUCAAAGACCAAACACUUGUUUGCCACCUCUGUCUGUUUGUGUGAAAGAUUUCGAUUCUUUGUCAUGCCAAGCUGUAGCGAUUGGAUGUAUUAAGACAAUGGUGAACAAAGCAUGUAGUUCUCAUAAGCAUUGUGCUGAACAAUUCCAAAAUUCUAACAAGCAUUCUGUGAAAGCAGCAACAUGUACAUAUUCAACUAAGGACCAUCAUCUCUGGAACAGCAUUAAAAAUCCAGAUAGAUCUCGCAGCCCAUCACCACCUCCACUAUCACCCAUACAGAGUAAAGAAUUUGAAUCAUCAGAAGGAUCGGUUAUAGAUUUUGCAACUUUAGACAAUAACAAGCUUGAAAUAUCCAUCAACCAGCCUCCAUCCCUCUUGCCAGCUGAAGGAAGUGAAGGAGAAUUUGAAUAUGAAGGUAAAACAUGCAGAGGAAAAGAGACUGAAUAUUCAUAUGGAACAUUACUAUCAACAGACCAAGAAAGCAACAAUUAUUAUAUAAAUUCUGAGAAGGCUGAGAAAGGUGAACAUUCUGCCAUUUUUCAAGAUUUAAUGGACCGUAUUAAUGAAAAGUUAAAAUCAAUAGACACUACAGAUAUAGCAACAAAUCUUGUAAAACUUUCUAGCAGUGACAGGGCACCAGAAAAUGAUGUCAAAUUAGGAGAAUUCAUAAGCUCUCUUUUGCAUAAUGCGAAGGCAAGUGAUUACAGCUUUAUGGAAUUACUUCGCCAACAUGAUAAAGAAGUGGAAAAUAAAAUUAUCCAAACAAGAUUUCGCAAGCGUCAGGAAACUUUAUUUGCAAUGUAUAAUUCUCCUGAUUCACCAUUCAUUCGACGACAGUCUUUGCAAAUCAAGAGGGAGCUUGCAAGCCUUGAUGAAACCCUUGUAAGAAAGAAGUCAAUUUCUGAGAGAAAUGCAAAGAAAGCUACAAAAAAAAUUGAUAAAAUAUAUCCAAAUAAAAGACACGGUUUUACUGUGAUAGAAGAUGAGUCUUUGCAACAUCUUGAAAGUAAUCCAUGCAUGAAUUGCCAAACCAAACCAAUGUGCUUUCCAGUACACCAAACAGAGUCUUUCAAACUACCUCUUACUAAUUUUCAAACCAGCUCUGGCUUUCUAGUUCUUUCAGAAGACAGUGCUGUUGCAGCCAGCCAGGCAAAACUCACAAAAACACAAGGAGAUUGUGCAGCCUUAAAAGAGACUGAUCAGAUUCCUCUAAAGGAUGAGAGUAAUGGAAUAUUGGUCAGAACUAAACGUAACAUUGUGCCUCCUGGAUGGUACUCUGUGUAUGUAACGAACAAUAUUGUGUUUAGAAAGUCACCCAAUGCAAAAAAGUCUUUAGAAAGUUUGGAAAAAAUGAAAAUAAAUAAAGACAUUCAUGCUGACAGAUGCAGUGAUAUAAAUAUAAGCAAAAUUGUGAGAGACACAAAUCUGCAAGUUGUUGUAGAGCGUUUAGAAGAUACAAUAAACUUAGCCAGAAAGACUAAUAACCCGUUGCUGGAUAGUUACAAAAUAAGCCAAAAAUUCAAAGAUAAUGCUUAUGAACAGGUUAUGAACCCAGCUGCUAGAAGAGGCUUACCUUUCACUCUGAGUGAAAUGAGAUGCACAGGACAAAGCUUCCUUCCACAUUCACGUGUGCCAAGCAGCGGCAAAAUCAAAAAUGUGUGUGUGACAACAAACAAACAAGAAAUGGUUAUAGAUCAGGAAAUUAAUGACAGCCUUUUGAAAUCUCUGACUUUUGAUUCAUCCAGUUCAACUUCCAAUAAUGGGGACUUGCAUAUAUCUUCUGAACCUGGGGAGAUCUCAUCUCCCUUAAACUACUCUAGUCCUAUUAAGCUUAUGUUUGUCUCAGAGGUUAAUAGUAGUGAAGGAGUCAAAUAUACUUUGACAUCUGCAGCUGCAUCUUCUAAGGGAAGCAGAGAUAUUUGUUUGUUUCAGGGGCCCGCAAACACUUUGUUAGACAAAGAGGCCACAGAGGAUCUUUCUCAUGCAGUCUCUGUCAAGGAUUGUGAUUACAGUGAAAACAAUACCAAGGAGGAGUCAAGUUGUGUUUGUGCAGAAGCAAUUACAAGCUCUUGUCCAGUUGGUCAAACUAACUUAAAUGACUCAAAACAAAAUGACGAAGUUGUGGAGAAAUCGAGCAGUAGCGGCGAAUCGGUUUUAAAAAGAAAACCUGGUAGACCAAAGAAAAUAGGUCCUCAAGUUGUUAAGCAGGUUAAGAGACCUAUUGGCCGGCCUCCAAAACCAAAAAUAGACAUGACUGAAAGCACAAAACCCAGGCCUGCACUUAGCAGUGAUGGUAAAAGUACCAAGUCUGAUGCAGCAGUAAUGGAAGAAGUUAACAGCAACAAAAAUAUUACUGUGACAGUUGUUUUUGGAAGGUCAAGAAGAACUAAGAGACAUGUUUCUGUAGGUAAUCUAAAUGUAAUCAGCAUUCUGCCCACACAACAUGUUGGUCCUAAUUUUGCCAAUGACCACAGCAAAGCAAGGCACAAUGCAGAAACUGAAAAUGCUUUGACUGAAAUAGUAAAAGCCUUACAGAAUUCUUCUACUGAAAACGAGGUCUCUGGUUAUGACUAUGUCAGACCUAUCAAAAGUAACCUGGCUUCACCACAUCCUUGCAGCAAUAUUAUACGGCCAAUUAAGAAACCGUUAACCACCAUUCGAAAACCUGGUAGGCCAGCAAAAGUAAAAAUCUCCGGCAUAUCAGUGACCGUUAAUAGACUUUCAUCUCAGGAAAGAAAAGUGAGUAUUAGCAACUGUUUGCCUCCUUUACAACAGCAGAAUGUGUUAGAAAAAAACAUACCACAGGAGAGAAAAAAUCAACUGUGCAAUACCAUGGGUCAAGGAACGAGCAUGCAAAAAGAUCCUAGAGAGGAUGGAUCAAACAAUGUUAUUACAACAGUGUCAAGAAGACAUGACAUUCCAUUGAGACAUUCUGCUAGAGACAGAAAACCAUCACUGCAUUUUUUACAUUCGUUAGCAUCUUCUAGUGCAUUUACUUGUAGAAGUGCCUUACUACAUAAAUCUUACAAACUCCAUUUGAAAAAAGCUAAAGAUCGAAAGGAAAAACGUAGGCAAUCAAAUCAGAGCACAGCAUCCAAAGAUACCUCAGAAUUAAGACAUUCAGGAAAUGCAAAAAAGGAUGUUAAGGAUGGUGAAUUUGGGCCCAUUAAUGAAGUAUCAUCAGAUCCCAUUUUUUCAUCUAAUCCCUCUCUCAGGUGGUGGGCUACUUCCACUUCAAGUGACACUUUGUUGGAAGAACUGAAUAAUAGAUUUGAACAGAUAACUAAUACCUGGUUGCGAGUGGGGGGAAGUGAGUUUGAUAAAUGCGUAUGUGAGAAAAGGGAUCCCAUUGAACAAGACUGUAAUACCGAAAUGUCAAACCCUUUAGACUCCUGCCUUGUAGAACUUGAAACAUCACCUAUAAAAAUGCUUUUUCAGAAAAAGUGUGAUAUGAAUGAACUCUGCACCUGGUUUAUGCAAACUACAGAAACACAGUCUCUCUCUCUGGUGAGAAAGGCAAAUGCUCGCAAUCCUUUAGAAGUAGUUAGUACUAGAGAGAUAAAGAUGGAAACUAAACAAUCUGAUCUUAGUACUUGCCCUUUCAGAAAGCACUUUAAAAAGUUUGCACUAUCUUCUCCUUCAAAACCAGCAGGGAAAUUACAAAUAUUACAUAACAUGGUGAGGUCUCCAGUCUUAAGCAUGAAAAGUAAUUUUGCACUAGCCAGAUUAAAAAGAAAUGAAUUUAAGAAGUUACAGCGUGAUAGGUGGGGACAAAUGAAAAAACUCUAUAAUCAGGCUCCCGGAGGCUGGAAAUCAAAAAAGAAAAAUUUGCAGUUCUUUUGCCAAAGCCAGUUGUUUAAAAGUACAAGUGGGGAAACCAAUGAUGAAAUGCCCAAGCUCCAGGAAAAAAACACGUUAGAAAUCCAGCCCACUCAGACUUUGGUAGACUCUCAGAGUAGCCUCUUGCCAGCUGAAAGUGAAGCCAGAGAUGCAUUUGUUCAACAGAUGAUGGGAUCUUCUGACUUUAACCCACAUCCUGGUUUAGCAAAUAUACUUAAGUCGCAUGCAGAGACAAAUGGAACAAUUUGUUGCCAGCAAAGUGUUAGAAAAGAACAAAGCCAAGAUAAACUGUUUCAAAAUACUUGGAAAGCCAAAACCUUUAAAGAUUGUAGGAUAUUUCUGAGAAAAAUCAACCAUAUUGAGCAGCACAAUUCAUUUAAGUUAAAUAAUGUCAUUUAUUCUCCUGAAGCUGUUGAAAGUAAAAGCAAUCAGGCCUAUAUGGAAGAAAAAAGACAUCCUCUUUUAAGGUCCCAUUCUACUAAGCAAAAUGCAUUAAAGCAACAAGAAAAUGAAAUGGAAACAUCUAAAGGAUCUAAUUCUUCUAAAGUGACUGAAGGGCUGGAUCACCAGUUUCACAGCAGAAAAUUAAGUAGUGGUGUAAACCAUGAUGAUAAUCCUGCUGGUAGUUCUGAAGUUGUUAUCAGAAUAAACAAAAGAAAAAGUCCACAAUGGGAGACCACUGAUACAAAUGUAAGAAAAAGGCAUAAGAGACAAUCAUGCAGUAGUGGACAAAUGGCAACUUAUUACCCAAAGUAUCAAGUAGUCUGGUCUGAAUUUCGACUUGUGCCCGUUGUUUUUUGUCCUCCCAUCACGUGCAACAAAGAGCCUGGUUCCAUCUCCUCACCAGACUCCUGGUGGGUAACUGGGAGUCCCCCCAGCACCCGCAGGCUGAACAAGCCCAGCUCCCUCGGCCUCUCCCCCCAGGACAAGCGCUCCAGCCCCCAGCCAGCUUGGGGCCUUCACUGA